Arachis stenosperma is the source of this 981-nucleotide messenger RNA. RefSeq lists its product as uncharacterized. The transcript is spliced from 6 exons. The record is from RefSeq and is a predicted model, not a curated record. The coding region runs from base 158 to 685 and encodes 175 amino acids. NCBI's taxonomy places the organism in Eukaryota, Viridiplantae, Streptophyta, Magnoliopsida, Fabales, Fabaceae. Gene Ontology annotation, molecular function: calcium ion binding.
UGAUGAGUUUUCGAGGGAGACGAUGAUGACAAGGCAAAGCCACGUGUUUAUAUUGACAGACCUAUCUGGUCCUCCCUUAUUCCAAUUUUGUAGAUCUGCUACUCUAAUCCCUCCCACUCUCCAACCCCAAACCCCAAUUCUAUGCUAACUCUUUCAUAUGGGAACUGCUUCAUCUAUGCUUACUCAGUAUGAUAUCGAAGAAGUGCAGGAACACUGCGACCAUUUAUUUUCGCAGCAGGAGAUAGUGUCCUUGUACCAAAGGUUUUGUCAGCUUGAUCGCAACGCUAAGGGUUUCAUCUCUUCCGAUGAGUUCCUCUCCGUCCCUGAGUUCGCCAUGAAUCCACUUUCUCAGCGGUUACUGAAGAUGGUGGAUGGUAUAAAUUUCAAGGACUUUGUGGCAUUCUUAUCUGCUUUUAGCGCUAAAGCUACUGCACAACAUAAAAUUGAACUUAUUUUCAAAGUAUAUGAUUCGGACCGUAAUGGGAAGGUGUCUUUCAAUGAUAUACUGGAAGUCCUAAAAGAUUUGUCUGGUUCAUUCAUGUCUGAUGAACAGAGAGAGCGAGUUUUGAGCCAAGUUCUCAAAGAAGCCGGAUACACAAAAGACUCCUCUUUGACAUUGGACGACUUCAUUAAGGUUCUUGGCCAAUCCGAACUAAAAAUGGAUGUUGAAAUCCCUGUCGAUUGAAAAUGGCUUGCUGUAUUCUUCACUGUUCUUGAAAGAAAAAAAUUGUAAUCUGUAUUCUGUAUUCAUGAGAUUCGUGUAAUAUAGCUCUUGUGGAAAUGGAAUUUGCACAAAUACUGUUAUCUCCUUGGGGUUCUUGACUUCUUGUAUCAUAGUUCUCUUAGGCCAAGUUAAGUUACUAACUCAGGACAGACAUACAGAGAUUCUUAGAGGCAGGCAACUGUCUUUGUAUUUUUUGUCCCGAGACACUUGUUAAGACAACCUUAGAGCCACUAGUUGAUUUCAGGUUUAUAGUUUAA